UUAAUAGCAAAUCUCCAAACAAAUAAUUUCAAAUUUAAACUCAAGUCUCAAGUAAUUAUAUUGUUACUUUAAAAUAUUGUGUUUUUUGGUUAAUGAAUUAAUUUAAACAGUGUGUGCGCCGUAUGCUUAAAUGGUAAAUGCUCGUAAUAAACAGAGUGGUCCAUUAAUAAUAUUAUCAUUCUUUAAAAUAAAGCAUGGCUUUUCUUUAUGAAGAAGAUGUCAUCAGCGAUAUUGAAAAUGUCGUAAAAGAAAGGCUUGCUGUUUCUUUGCAAAACGACUACGUAUCAGAUGAUAAGACUGAUCAGCGCAAUGAUAGUGUGGAUGUAGACGGAGUAAACUUAACAAAGUUAAAAGCUAUUGCCGAACCCUUGUAUGAGAUAUCACUCCGGGCAAAGCAAGAAGCUGCAGCUACAGAAGCAGAGGAAUCUCAUAAUCUUAGUACAGAAAAGCUAGGCAAUAAAACUAAAGAUGAUCCUUUACAUGAAAUAUCACUCCAGGCAGAGCAAGAAGCUGCUGAGAACUAUAAAAAAUUUACAUCAGAGGAACUUGAUCAAAGUUAUUUCAUGCCAAAAAAAUUAAUUAAAAAUGCAAUGCGCUAUGUAAAUCAAGUGCAAUCUGAGCACUACUCAAUCCUUAAAAAAUGUAGACAGACUUUAUUGGACAAACAAUUAUCUACAGUCAUUAUAAGAAGCAGAAAAAGAAUAGAUACAACACAUGGUUGUGUUCAUUGGAGAGUAAGAUUUUUAAAGGCAAUUAACACAGCCAUAUAUUCACAUGAUUGGAAUAAAUUAUUGUAUAUUUUAAAAAAAUCGCCAAUAGAUGAACACAUUAAUAAAAAGACGGAAUAUCAUUAUAUUAGAGCACUAACAAUUCUGUUAAUGAACCAUCCUUAUGCAAAAUCACAAUCUUUAUUAAAUCAUUAUUUUCACAUGGUCCUGUCCUGUCGCUCUGACCAAGAUAAAAAAGCCUUAUAUAAAGUACUGCUCACAAUGCCAGAUAAACUAAUGGGAUUUAACGUCUACAAUAGAUUGCACAACAAAAUGAAUGAUAAUGAAGAAUCUAUAGGAAAUGUAUCUAAAAAUCAAAAUGAUUUAACCAAAACUCUGGAAUAAUACAUCUAAAUAUCAGAAAAUGUGAAUAACUUCUAGAAAAAAUAUAAAUAUAAUUGUAUUACUAUGGAAAUAAAUAUGCUUAUGUAUUCAGACAUGUUCCUGUUUCAAUGAAAUAUUGUAUUAAUUAUUUUAUACACACCAUAUACAUGUGUUAAAAAUAAAUUACUGGUACAGUUUA
Messenger RNA from Pieris napi, 1290 nucleotides. RefSeq lists its product as uncharacterized. The record is from RefSeq and is a predicted model, not a curated record. NCBI's taxonomy places the organism in Eukaryota, Metazoa, Arthropoda, Insecta, Lepidoptera, Pieridae. The transcript has 3 exons. The coding region runs from base 195 to 1112 and encodes 305 amino acids.